Lachancea sp. 'fantastica' is the source of this 789-nucleotide messenger RNA. NCBI's taxonomy places the organism in Eukaryota, Fungi, Ascomycota, Saccharomycetes, Saccharomycetales, Saccharomycetaceae. The record is from the annotation of a GenBank genome assembly.
AUGGUCAUGUCUUUAACAGAAAAACGCUAUUUGCAAGAUAGUUUAAUCUCCAAGCCACCAUUGCGCCCGGACGGAAGAAACGAGGACCAAUUCAGACCUAUCGAAGUAUUCACCGAUUUCCUACCGACGUCUAACGGCUCUUCCAAGAUUGUGGCCAGUGAUGGUACAGAGUGUGUGGUGAGUGUCAAAAGUAAAGUAGUGGAUCGUUCACUAGAAGACGAAUUAAUCGUGGUGGACGUGGAUAUCACAGGACGUCGAGAUGACUCUCCACUAGUACAAGAGAUAGCGUCAAUAUUGAACAGAGUACUUCUUCUACAAAUAGACCAAGAGCAACUGCGACUUACCCAAAAAUACAGUUUCAAACUGUACAUAGACGUGCUGGUAUUGUCAAGCUAUUCUCAUCCUCUGACACUAAUAUCGUUUGCCAUUUACUCUGCACUCAACUCGACCCAGCUUCCCACCCUCAUCUCUAGUGAAGAUGACUUGGAAGUUGCAGAACUACCCACUUUUCAUGACUACGAUAUGAGUAAGUUGAGUAUCGAUAUCCCCAUCAUGUUCACGCUCGCUGUAUGUGGUCAGAAUGUUAUAGUCGACCCAGCUUCAAGCGAAAGCGAUGUGGCAAGUAAUGGUAUUCUUGUGACAUGGUGCAAAGGUAAAGUGGGCGCGCCUAUAAGAACGUUGGGUUUGAACGAAGAAUACACGCGAGGUAUACAUCCAGACAGGUUGGCAGACAGCAUCCGAAUGAUCGAAACCCUGGCUCCAAAGGUCCUUCAGGCUUUAGAUGCUUGA